Caenorhabditis auriculariae is the source of this 1218-nucleotide messenger RNA. The record is from the annotation of a GenBank genome assembly. NCBI's taxonomy places the organism in Eukaryota, Metazoa, Nematoda, Chromadorea, Rhabditida, Rhabditidae.
AUGUCAGCGCGUGUGGCUGCCUACGCGGCGAUUUCCUUCUCGAUCGGCUCGCUGAUCGUCGUCGGCACCUUCGUUCCAGCACUAUGGGCCAAGAUCGGAGACAUCACCGGCGAACUCUCCGACGACAUGCUCGAGUUCCGCGAUCUCCACAAUGAGGCAAGCAUUCCAACUGAAGAGUUCUGAAAAAUAGAUCAAAUGACAUUGGAAGGUGUAACUACUUUUCAAAAUAAAUAAAAAAACACGUAUAAUCAAAUAUUUACGUUUUUAAUUUUUCUGCAAACUUAAUGAAAAACUUUAGGUUUGGUCCAACAUGCGCGGAGAAAAGAUUGGCUCAUCCUUGGUUCCGUUUGCUCGCAAAAAGCGGCAAACCACUCGGCCAGGCGAAUGCGGUUAGUUGCCCUGUCUGAAAAUAGUACAGGGAGCUUUUUCAGUGUGUAGUGCAAAUAACCAAUGUCCUCCCGGACCGAAAGGACCUCCAGGCAAGCCAGGAGUCGAUGGAACCAACGGAAAGAAAGGAGAGCCCGGCUCAUCCGGUCUUCCAGGAAACUAUCCUUCGAUCAACAUGGAUGCUCAGCAGGUAGAUCCAUGCCAUGUAGGAAAUCUAUAUGGAGAGUUCAGCAAUGCCGUUCCUGUCCACCUGGACCUCCUGGACAGCCAGGUCAGCCAGGACCACCAGGACCGGCUGGCGAGAAGGGCGCUGAGGGCAAGGCUGGGCUUAGCGGUCCAGACGGUCAUCCUGGCCAUCCUGGAAAUCCCGGACAUCCUGGAGAAGCGGGAGCUCAUGGGAAACCUGGAGCUCAAGGAGACAAAGGUCGUGACGGAGAACGUGGAAUCAAAGGCGCCCCGGGUGCUCCUGGAGAAACUGGACCACCUGGUCAGCCAGGCUUCAUGGGUCAGGCUGGAAACGACGGAAUCCAGGUUAUUUCAUUUUUUUUUUUUGGAAAAUAAUAGUGCGUCCAGUAUUGGGUCCUGCAGUCGCAGGUCUGGGACAGCAGACUCAAAAAAGUUGAAGUGUCACUAACUUUUUUUCCACUGGACCAGGACAUUAAUACAUUUCAGGGCGUUCCUGGAGCACAAGGACCACCAGGCUCCCGCGGCGAGGAAGGACCCGCAGGACCUUCCGGAUUCGACGGCAGUCCUGGCGGAGCUGGAACUCCUGGAGAGGAUGCCAACUAUUGCAAGUGUCCUCCGCGAUCCAAGGCCGCUUUCACUCAAUGA